UAUAUAUUUUCAUUGAAAUAAAACCGUAUACGUGUGUACGAAUUUUAUUUUCGAUUAUUUUACAAUUGCAUUAAGAAUAUUACAAAUUUUAAGUAUUUGUCUGAAAUAAAACAAAAUUUAGGUCAUCCGACUAUUACAUAAUAAUAACAAUAUUAAAAAUUUAAUUGCAAUCAUAAACAAACUUUAACGAAAAUAAAUCUAACUAGAAUUGUUGUAGCCAACUGAAGAUAACUUGGUUUAAUUUGCGGCAAAAAGAUCAUUCACCCAAAGAGUUUUCAUUUCAAAGAGAAAACAACAGGAAGAGUAGAUAUUAACAAGAGAAAGAGAGUGAUUGAUGAUCUUUGGUUAAAUUUUCCCCCAAAAAAGUGACUUUAUGCGUAUAGAACUUGACAUUUGAAAAUUAUUAACAAAAUUUCGUCGAAACUAAUACGCAGCACAUUUGCUGCUGCUCCUCCUAUUUUUACACGAAUUUUGGAUAGAAUAAUGAUGGGCUCCUCUACGGAAAUGAAUCAACAAGAAGAUAACACUAUGAACGAGACCAGCAUACGUUUGCAGGAUAUUAAACAAUUGUGUGAUGAUCACUGUAAAAUAAAAGAUCCGGCACGUGUUGAACGUAUACUAAAUGAAUUUGUUAGAGGAGGAACGGAGCGUCUGCAACUAGUUUCGGACUUUGAUUAUACCAUCACAAAACAACGUACGGCCGAUGGUAAACCGGUGCUGAGUAGUUUUGGUAUUUUAAAUGCCUGCAAGUCAUUGCCGCCCAACUUUAUAGAGGAAUCGGAUAAAUUGUAUCACAAGUAUCGACCGAUUGAAAUUGAUCCUCAUAUACCGACUAAGGAUAAGAUAAAGCAUAUGAUUGAUUGGUGGACUAAGACGGGUGAAUUAUUAGUUGGUUUCCCUUUGGGACAAAGUGAAAUUGAUGGUAUUGCCGGCAAAUAUAAAGAUGCUUUGCGUGAUCGCACUAACGUUCUUUUCGAAACGCUUAAUCGUUUGGAUAUACCCGUCUUAGUAUUCUCAGCUGGUUUAGGCAAUUCCGUAAUAUCCGUAUUGCAGCAAGCCAAUGUUAUGUACUCGAAUGUUAAAGUGGUCUCGAACUUUUUACAAUACAAAGAUGGUUUAUUAAAUGGUUUCCAACAGCCCAUGAUUCAUACAUUCAAUAAAAAUGAAACAGCAUUGGAUGGCAGUGAAUAUUAUGAUUUGGUACAUAGUCGUGAUCAUAUCAUUGUUAUGGGUGAUUCCAUAGGAGAUGCUGAUAUGGCAAAUGGUGUGCCGUCUUCAUCGCAUAUUAUUAAAAUAGGAUUUUUAUUUGAUCAUCCCGAACAAAAUUUAGAAAGAUAUAUGAAUGCUUUCGACAUAGUGUUAAUUGAUGAUCAAACCAUGGAUGUGCCAUUGGCUUUGUUGUCUGCUAUUGAAAACUUUCAGCAACGUUUACAAUCAAACUCAACUUCAAAUACCGAGGCUCAAAUAGUUCAGUAAAUUUGGUUAAGUAGCGGCUAACUCCCAAAGUUUCUAGUUAAGUGUGUUAAUGACGGUAUCUCCAUUAAAAAUAUAUCUAAAACUAACUGUAACUAAUGCAAAGCAUACAUUAUCGAAUCUGUUCUGAAUUUUUUCUAAGUGUAUUUAUUACGUUUUGUUUAAUACCAAUCAAAGGACUCAGUUUUAUUAUCUAAACCUAUAUAAUGUAACUUUAAUAAAAAUAAUACAGACAAGUAUUAAAAAUA
Molecule: messenger RNA, 1721 nt
Organism: Lucilia sericata (common green bottle fly)
Lineage: Eukaryota; Metazoa; Arthropoda; Insecta; Diptera; Calliphoridae
Gene: cN-IIIB
Product: 7-methylguanosine phosphate-specific 5'-nucleotidase
Exons: 4
Coding region: 484-1476 (330 amino acids)
Cellular component (GO): cytoplasm
Molecular function (GO): magnesium ion binding; 5'-nucleotidase activity
Source: RefSeq, a predicted model, not a curated record